Molecule: messenger RNA, 701 nt
Organism: Symsagittifera roscoffensis
Lineage: Eukaryota; Metazoa; Xenacoelomorpha; Acoela; Convolutidae
Product: protocadherin-16-like
Biological process (GO): homophilic cell-cell adhesion
Cellular component (GO): plasma membrane
Molecular function (GO): calcium ion binding
Source: RefSeq, a predicted model, not a curated record
AUACGUUAUAUUUGCUGGUUGCCUCGUCAACAUUUGCAUCGACCCCAUUUCGGGUGAAAUUUACACGAGAGGAAAAAUUGACCGGGAAGAAAAUGAUGUUAUCGACUUCGCAGUUCGUGCCAUCGAUACGAAGUCGGCGAUUCGCGCCUCGGGCGAAUACUUCUACUCGGAUCAAAAUGUGAAAAUCCGAGUGAAGGAUAAAAACGACAACAGUCCUGUUUUCGAACAUCAAGCCGUGCAACUAGUCCUACCCGAGAACUCUAAAAUUGGCACUGUCAUCGGAAAAGUGCGAGCAACCGAUGCAGACGAAGGGCCGAACGGUGACGUUCGUUACGUAAUCUACGACUCGAGUCCCCAGAAUUACGUAACACUUGAUGAGAAGCAUGGAACGCUGAAACUAAAUCGAGACGUGGACUUUGAGGCCUUGAGGCACAUUGAUGUCGUAGUGAUGGCACAAGACUCGCCCGUGAAUGGCGAGAGUCCCCGAAUGAGUUUUGCGAAUGUGGUGAUCCGGAUUUUGGAUGAAAACGACAAUGCGCCCAUCUUCCAUCCGCCUUUCGCAGUUACCAUCUCAGAAGACCACGACCCAACCUUCUCUUUUUUCAAGGUGAACGCCACUGACGCGGACUCUUUGGACAAUGGAGUUGUGACUUACUAUCUUCUCUCCCACCCAGAUGUUUUCACACUUCAUCCCGACUCAG